AUGCUGUCGUCCGCGGACGUUCCGCUUGCGCCUGCUGUAGAUUCCGCGGAUGUCCCCCCCGCGCACAUCGCGCCCUGCGCGUACGAGUUGUGGAAUGACAGCCGGGGGAAGGAAAUGCUCCGCCACACGGACGAACUUGCGCCUUUCCGCUGGUCCUCCAGGCUAUGCACAGCCCAUCUGCAGAACCGCCCGUGGCAAGCAGUGCACGCGUUCUAUGCCAGCCUGGCAGCAGGACACGUGGCGCUCUCUGAUUUGUCCAAAACGAUGCUUGAUCAUUAUGAAGAGAUAGCAGAUGAUAAGCAGAGUGCAGCAGAGAAACAGAGCGUGCCUAAUGAAAUCACUGCUGCUUCAAGUGAAACUGCUGCAACUGAGACUACAGUUGCAGCUGCUACUGGUGCUGGUGGUGGGAAGAAGUCUUCUCAAGGAGGCAGGGACGGCGCAUGGGAGGGGCGCAGCACGGUGCGGUUGGUGGUGGCAUACGAUGGAGGGGCUUUCCACGGGUACCAGAGCCAGCAGGGCGCAGUGACUGUGCAGAGCUGGUGCGGGGGGAAGGUUCGCGUGGGAGGGGCGCAGCACGGUGCGGUUGGUGGUGGCAUACGAUGGGGGGGCGUUUCAUGGAUACCAGAGCCAGCAGGGAGCAGUCACGGUGCAGAGAAAGCCGCUGGGGAGAGCAGGGGCGACGGGUGGGAGUGGGAGGGGCGCAGCACGGUGCAGGUGGUGGUGGCAUACGAUGGAGGGGCGUUCCAUGGGUAUCAGAGCCAGCAGGGAGAAGUCACGGUGCAGAGGUGUGUGGUGGGGUACUGUGCGGUGGGGUGCAGUGCAGAGGGAGCAGGGGGGGAGGGUGGGACUGGGAGGGUCGCAGCAACGUUCUUUGAGAAUUCUCAGCCGGUGGUGCUGUGUGGUGGGUGGGUUAUGGUGUGGCUGUGGGCAGCGGGCAGCGGGCAGCUUGGGGUGGCAGGGUGGGAAGGUGGGAGUGGAAGGGCCACAGCACGAAACCAGGAGGAUGCAGGGUGGGUGGGGCUGGGAGGGUUGCAGCAACGUUCAGCUGCUGGUGUGCGGUGGGUUAUGAUAUGGCUGUGGGAUGAGGGCAGCUUGGGGGAGCAGGGGCGCAGGGUGGAGUCCGCCCUGGCCCCUUUCUGCGAGCACCACCCAAAGAAGCAGAAGGGGAGGGCAAGAGGGCAGGGCGGCAGCAAGGCAUGGAAGGAGCGACGAGAGAAGAAGGGAGGGGUGCAGCGGAGGGAGGAGGGGCAGGAGAAGCAAAGGGAGGAGGGGCAGGAGAAGCAAAGGGAGGAGAGGCAGGAGAAGCAAAGGGAGGAGAGGCAGGAGAAGCAAAGGGAGGAGGGGCAGGAGAAGCAAAGGGAGGAGAGGCAGGAGAAGCAAAGGGAGGAGAGGCAGGAGAAGAAAAGGGAGGAGGGGCAGGAGAAGCAAAGGGAGGAGGGGCAGGAGAAGCAAAGGGAGGAGGGGCAGGAGAAGCAAAGGGAGGAGGGGCAGGAGAAUGGGGACUUGGAGAGUAUGAGGGAGGAGUGUGACAAGGAGGGUGGGCUGAAGGUUACUACAAGGGCAGUUUUGAGACGUCUCAAAAACACCCUCUCUACGAAUGGGGACUCGGGGAGUAUGAGGGAGGAGUGUGACAAGGAGGGUGGGCUGAAUGUUACAAGGGCAGCAGUGGUGGUGGCGGGGAGGACGGACAAGGGCGUGCAUGCAGCAGGGCAAGUGUGUGCUUUUCACACGUGGAAGGACCCCCUGGAUCUCACAGCGGUAGCUGCGGCUGUUGAUGCAGCGACUGAGGGAAGCCUGAGAGUUAUCCGCAUCUCAAAGGUCCCACGCUCUUUCCACCCUCAAUUCUCCGCUCGCUGGCGCCGAUACCUCUACCUGCUGCCGCUGCUGCCGUGGGAGGGGUGCGCUGUAGAGCAGGAGGCAAGGCAUUCCCCCACGGAAGCGGCGGGAGCGGCGCUGGGCACGCUGCCGUGGGAGGGGUGCGCUGUAGAGCAGCGCCGUGGGAUGGGCACACUGCCGUGGGAGGAGUGCGCUGCGCACUUCUCCCACACGGCGGGAGCGGCGAUGGGCACGCUGCCGUGGGAGGAGUGCGCUGCGCACUUCUCCCACACGGCGGGAGCGGCGAUGGGCACGCUGCCGUGGGAGGGGUGCGCUGAGUCAAGGCAGCACUGCCUCUGCGCUGUAGAGCAGGAGGCAAGGCAUUCCCCCACACAGCGGUGUGCCUGCGUCCAGAGACCGAAUGGCACAGGGAGAUCAGAGUUUGAAACAGGGACAGUGGAGGAGAGUGGGGAUGGUGAGGGAAGGGAUGUGGCAAGGUGGGAGGAGAAUGGACAAGCGGAGGAAAGACAGGGGAUUAUUGCGGGUGGUGUAUGCGAUUCGUGUGCCCGUGUUGAGACGGCAUUGAAGCGUCCAGCAACUAUCCAGAGUCGCAUUCUUCUACAUACUCUGGAGACCCAUGCACGCGCCCAUGGCCCCGCCUGUUUCUGGGCGUUUGCGCGUGACACGGCUGCUGGAAGAGGCAGCGGAUCCGCUACAGUGUGCAACAUCUUGCGAGCACGAGCCUUCGAAGCGCGCUUGCCGGUUGCUGCAGAGAAAGCUGGUUUGGCGGGAGCAACACUUGCAGGGGGAGCAGGAGCAGCAGGGGCAGUGAGAACAGCAUUUGCAGAGGACCGUUCAGAGGGCGUGUCAACAGGAGCAGCAGGAGCAGCAGGAGCAGCAAGAGCAGGAGGAGCAGCAGAAAAUACAGGACAAUCUUCAGCAGCAGGAUGCUCGCGUGUGCUGUGCGUAGAGCUGGUGGGAGACAGAUUCUUGCGACGGAUGGUGCGGGUGCUGGUGGCGACAGCAGUGAGGGAGGCAGCAGCAGGGGGAGGUGACGACUGUCUGCUGAGACUAGCAGCAACAGGGGAGAGGCGAUCCACUGCUCCCCCUGCCCCUGCUGCUGGGCUGUGCCUUGUGGACGUGGGCUACAGUGAUGCCUUGCCACCACCUUUGUGA
Closterium sp. Naga37s-1 is the source of this 2991-nucleotide messenger RNA. Lineage: Eukaryota; Viridiplantae; Streptophyta; Zygnematophyceae; Desmidiales; Closteriaceae. The record is from the annotation of a GenBank genome assembly.